Molecule: messenger RNA, 1617 nt
Organism: Spinacia oleracea (spinach)
Lineage: Eukaryota; Viridiplantae; Streptophyta; Magnoliopsida; Caryophyllales; Amaranthaceae
Exons: 2
Coding region: 651-1490 (279 amino acids)
Source: RefSeq, a predicted model, not a curated record
CGUUUAUGCCGCCACCAUUAAGCUGGGCAUGAGGUUCCCUCCAAAUCCAUUUGUUGUGGAGGUGCUAGAUGGGUUCAACAUUGGGGUGGCUCAACUGACCCCAAAUUCCUGGGCGGACAUAUUCGGCUAUAUUGCCAAAUGCGCGCUGAACAAUGUGCAGCCGUCUUUCAAUGCUUUCUUGCAUUUGGUUUCUAUCUCCCGUUCUCCUAAGGCCGCCUAGGGGUGGUUUAACCUAAGCAGCCGAGGCAGCUACCAAACUGUGGUGGAUAAGCUCAACAAAUGGCAUAAGUGGAGGAAGAGAUGGGUCGUGUUUCAUACUGACGGCGAGGAGAUGUAUGAUAGAAUGAGCCGCUGGAGUCGCACGGAAAAUUACAUGGAGCAUGACGAGGCUCUCCCGCCCCUCACCGCGGAUGAGUGGGAUCACAUAAUGGUGUUGUUUAAGGCCAACACCUACCAUCUGACUGCUGAUAAGAUAUUUCAUGUGCCGGCCGAGUGGUUACCGCACAUAAGCCAAUUACGGGAUGAAGCGUUUUUGGCUGAUGUGGGUUUAGGGUAUUCCAUGACCCAAGGUAGAAUGUUAGGUUAUAUGCCAUCUGACUUUGUUCCAUUCUUUCUCUAACCAUUACUCCUUUUUGUGUGCAGAAGAAGGAAUGAGUAAGCUGUCUGAAGCAGAUAAAGGCAAAGGCGAUAUGACUGACUGGAUGGCCGACAUCUACGAGGCCAAAAUGAAGAAGGCCAAGGCCAAGUUGGAGGAGAAGUUGUUCUGCCGCAUGGAGUUUUGCAAGAGUUGGAAGACCAACACGGCUGAGGAGCUCAAAACUCAGGUGGAUGUGUCCGUUCAUCAUGGUGAUUAUGCUUUCAAGUCAAUUGAGGAGGUCCGCUUGGAAAUGCAGACGACCAUAGAUCUUCAGGCGAAGGAGUUGGCAUCGUUAAAAUCCAACAAGGUGGAGCUGCUGAAAAGGAUCUUGAAGCAGGACAAGGACAUAAUGGAGAUGGUGGAGGAAGGCAAGAAGGCCGCGGCGGAAAUACAGACGCUCCAAGAACAACUUCAAGAGUACCCUCAAGUCAAGGAAGCAGCCGGACAUGCUGAGUGGCUUAAGGGAGAGCUGGAAACUGCUAGGUCGCAGGUUCCCACCUUGAGAGAGCGUCUCCACGAGUCCUAUGACCAAGGGGAGCAGGCUGUGAAGGAUGCCGUCAAGCAUGCCUUGGAGAACCACAUGGAGGAGCAUGACCCCGCGUGGUUUCAGCGGUGUUUAGAGCACAGUGCUGCUGUGUUGGCUGCUGAGCGUCUCGGGCAGCCGCCCCGGGAGUUUGCUACCUCCUGCUUUUAUAAAAAAUCUUUUUUAAUGUUCUUAUGCCUGAGGGCAAAAACAAUUUCUAUCUCUGUAUUUUGCGCCGCUGGCGUGUGUACUAUUGUGCCUGCUGAGCACACAACAAUUUCAUUUUCUUUUCCUACUUUUGCACGCCUAACUAUGGCCGUUGUUUUAUGAGUAGGGUUGUUCGUUGCUUCUUUAUCUCGUGUUUAUGUGUUUUUCGCACUUUGGUUUCUCUUAUCAACGAUGCUUCCAAUCAAUAGGUAUGGUCGUCAGUUCAUCUGACGAUCAUGUCUAAAGUGAA